Drosophila erecta is the source of this 4043-nucleotide messenger RNA. It is a transcript of the gene Caf1-180, whose product is annotated as chromatin assembly factor 1 subunit A. The transcript is spliced from 3 exons. Gene Ontology annotation, cellular component: nucleus; CAF-1 complex. The record is from RefSeq and is a predicted model, not a curated record. Bases 174 to 3650 code for a protein of 1158 amino acids. Gene Ontology annotation, biological process: nucleosome assembly. Lineage: Eukaryota; Metazoa; Arthropoda; Insecta; Diptera; Drosophilidae.
AAUCGAUCUAUCGAUCGCAAGAGCGCAUAUAUUGGCGGCAAUACGCGCCCACUACUGUCAUCGCUAGUGUGUUUUCAGCGCCUUUUUUUUAUUAAGCGAAUAACAAGCGAAGAUUUGCUGGGAAACAGGAGCUGCAGAAGUAGGACACACAGGCAGACAGAGAGCACAGCAGAAUGUCCGCCGGCAUUGUGAAGACCCCGAUCAGCGGCAGGACGAAGGAUGCGGCUGUGUCGGCCAAAUCAGCGGAAAAGACGGCCAGCGGUGGCAAGAAGUUAGUGCAGACGCGUCUGCCCUUCAAAUUAUUAACGCCGGGCGGUGGGCCGGUAUCCACAUCCUCGUCCUCCUCGUCUCCCGCCACCACUGGCUCCGCCCCCGUCACCGUGAUCCAGGAUGAGGACGAACCCGCUCCCCGCAAGCGAAAGCUAUCAUACGACGAUGAGUCGCCAUCGGAGGGCACUGGCUGCUCUUCGGGGCCACUGCGACGUUCGACCAGCAAGGAGAACCUGGAUCUGGCCAGUUCCAUAGCCACCAAGAAGGCCAAGACCACGGAUUUGCCAGCGGAAGAUUUCAUCGAACUGGAUGACGAUGAAGCCGACAAGGAGAUGGCGGAUCAGAAUGGAGUGGUGGAGGCCAAGGCAUCCAUUGAGGUCAAGUCAAAGCCGAAGAAGCCGGAGGCCAAGAAAGGCUCGCCGGCGCCCAUACAAAUCAAACUGCCGCUGGUCAACAAACGAUCAAAGCGUAGAAAAUCCCUGAAGAAAUCUGGGGAGUCGUUGGACACUACGGCCACAACUGUUGGCAAGGGGGACAGCGAGUCCAGCGACGAUAUAGAGAUCAUCGCCGAAGAACUGAACCCCCAAAAGAGGCCAAAAGUACAAACACCGCUUGAGAAAUCGCCAGGAAACAGCGAGAAGCAGGAGGAGGAGGUCAGUCAGAAGAAUGGAAAGGACUCAAUGAAGCAGGAGGGGCCCCAGAGGACAGGCAAGGAGUCGAAGAAGGAAGAGCCAAAGACCGCAGAGAAAAACAUAAAGAACGAUCAGGCCACAAUAGAUAUCUUUAUGGGAAAGAAAGCGGAAACCAGUAAGAAAGAUAAAUCCGAAGCCAAGACCGGUAAGGGCAACAAGAUGGAUCAUCCGAUUGCACAGGACUCCAAACCAAAAGAAAUCCCAAAGAAGGACAAAAAGGAGGAAUCGAAACCGGAUGAAAAGAGUAAGAACGAAGAGAAGGAAAAAGUAGACGCACCUGCAAAUAAUCAAAAAGAAGAGCUUGCUGCCGUGAAAAAUCAGCAAAUGGCAGCCAAGAAAAAAACUUCUGAACCAGAAUCGGCGGCCAAGAAGGAUUGCAAGAAAGACGAACCAUCUACUCACGUUAAGUCGGACAAAGAAUCUCCUGGAGCUGCGGAAAUCUCGGUGAUCCUCUCGACCAGCGAGAACAACAGUUCCAGCAGCGAGCACGAGAUGGAUGCCGACACGGACACCGCGGCCACAGACAGGACCUCCGCUCAAAAGGAGACUCGCCUGCACAGGAAGAGUCUGCCGGAGGAAACCGGAGCCCCGAAGAGUCUUACGCCCAAACAGCAAAGACUCUUGGAGCGAAGGAAAAAGGCUCGCGAGGAGAAGGAGCAAAAGCUCGCGGAGGAGCGUCGCCUUAAGCAACAGGAGAAGGAGCAUCGCGAGCAGCAGAAGAAGCAGGAGCGCGACGAAAAGGAGCAGCAGCGUAAGCUGGAGAAGGAUCAAAAGGAGCAGCAGAAGAAGAUGGAAAAGGAGGAGAAGGAGCGCAAGCGGCAGGCGGAGGUGGACUCCAAGAACGAGGAAAAGCGCAAGCGCAACGAGGCCAAGGAGGAGGUGCAGCGCAAAAAGGACGAGGAGCGCCGCAAGAAGGAGCAGGAGCGUGAGGAGGCCGAGCAAAAGAAGAAGCGUGCCGCCGAGUCCUUCUCCAAGUUCUUUGUGCCCAAGCAGCCCAAGGGCGGCAGCGGAUCCAACAAUACAUCCUGCCUGGAGCACGAACAAAGCAGCUGCGACAGCUCCAAGGCCAGCAGCCAAACGCUGGCCUUUCGACCAUUUCAGAUUAAAGACGACAUGCUGCUGGCACCCAUCGUGCGCAACUCGCUCGGCCAGGAGCAGCGCUCUCAGCUGGAUGGUCUUUUCCGGCACCAGGACGAGGAAGAGGACGACGGCGAGGAGGAGGAGGACAUCGUCAGGCGGAAACCGCCGAAUCGAGCUCAUCUAUAUCUUAGCGAGUUGAGCAGCGGUCGGCGCGAACCACUCAAGAUGCGGCGCGAUGCCAAGCUCCAGAGACGCACCAAGGAUGAGGAGGAUGAAGACGAGGUCCAAGUGAUAGAUUACCUAUCCUCUGCAGGACUGCCCAUCGAGGUGGAGCAGCCCAAGCAGUUGACUCGAAUGAGGGCCAAGUAUCUGCAAUUUGCCGACAACCGGAGGCCUCCAUACUACGGCACCUGGCGCAAAAAGAGCAGCAGCAUCUCCGCUCGUCGCCCACUGGCCCAAGAUAAGGUGCUCUUCGACUACGAAGUUGAUUCGGAUUGCGAGUGGGAGGAGGAGGAACCGGGGGAGUCGCUGAGCGCCAGCGAGGACGAGAAGGAGCGCGAGUCAGAGGAGGAAUCCGAAGAGGAGUACAACGAAUGGUACGUGCCGCACGGUCAUCUCAGCGACGAAGAGCUGCAAAACGACGGCGAUGGAAUGGAAGACGGACACACGCGGGAGGCGCAGAAGGCCAAACUCCAGGUGCUGCAGCAGGAAUUCGCCCAGGAAAUGAAGAAGCAGACGAAGAAGAUUAAGGCGCGCCUGCUGGGACCCGUGUGGCUGGACGAAAAUGGCAACAAGUCGGAGUUAUUCCCGGCAAUCUUUGCUCACACCAUCGACAUGUACGCCUGUUGGCACACAGAGCCAAUCAGCAUGCAACCUCCAACCGAACCGGAGCGCGAGGAUCAGACGCCCGAGCAGCUGGCGCCGCUGCAGCUGGAUGAUCGCCUCAUGCAGCAGCUGGUGAGACUUACUCACGGCAAUCGCAACUCGAAGAUGUUCCUGGUCAACGAGUAUUUAGAGUACCUGAAAACCCAGGCGACCCCCGAGUCCAAUCAAACGUUGCUGCCUUCAAAGGCUGUGCUGCGCGAGAAAAUCGAUGAGUUAGCCAGCUGGAAGACCGUGGAGCUGGGCACACCCGAGACUGCUGCCACCAGUGCCAGCAGCGCCAAGAAAAGCAAGAAACCGAAGAAGCGUCUCUGCUGGGUGGUGGCCAACGAUAUGCUGGAAAAGUUCCAGCUCCCAGAUCUCCAGCUCCAGAAUCAGUGGAACUACACUUUGACGCCCAAGGUUAGCGAGGGACCCGAUGCAUCGCAGCACGAGCAGAGUCCGCCAGCGGAUGCGGAAGCCGCCGCAUCGCCCGCUGUCAACGCGGCUACAAACUCGGCACCAACAACGCCCAUCAGUGGACAGGCCCAGGCGGGUCAGGGCGGCAAGAAGCGGGCCACGCUGAUCAUGUCUGUGCCCAGGGAUCAGCCGAUUCCAUCGGCCACCAAGAACAAGCUGAUCAGCCAGUUCCUGCAGCGCCAGAGCGAUGCCAGCAAACCCAAGGAGAAGAGGCAGGAGAAGCCUCCGCCCACCAUUGUCGAUGAUGUGGUGAUGCUCUCGGAUUAGGCCUAAGUUAGACCCCUUAAGGAAACCUCCCCUUCCCGCAACCACUGCCUCUGGUGCUGUGUAUCUUUCUGCUAAGCGAGUAUUUAAAAUAUGCAAGCAUUUUUUUUUCGUUAGAUUCAGUCGUAAGUUGAUUUAUUUGUAAAUGUUGCGAUGCACGUUCGACUUGUAUGUCCUUCUCAGCCACCCCAUCAGGGUUAUCCCUGCCCACCCAGCAUCCUUCCACUCAAUGGUAGAAUUGCUAGGAGCUUCGGCGACACCAGCUCCCACAAUUAAAAUUUGCAUUGAACGAUGGUUCUUACAUAUAUAGUAUAUAUGCAACAAUACACUACCUGAUGAUCUUUUAUUUGAAGGCAAUUUUGGGUGCUCAUUCAAAAUACAGAUACAAUACAUAAA